GUUCCUGGGCCACCAGGGCUAGAGGGGCCUCCCGGACCUCCGGGGCUCCAAGGUGUUCCUGGACCAAAGGGGGAAGCAGGACUAGAUGGAACAAAAGGAGAAAAGGGCGCCCAGGGAGAAAAAGGAGACCGAGGUCCUCUGGGAUUACCCGGUACUCCAGGACCAAUUGGAGUUCCAGGCCCAGCAGGACCAAAGGGCGAGAGGGGCAGCAAAGGAGACCCUGGGAUGACAGGACCAACGGGAGCAGCUGGGCUUCCUGGUUUACAUGGACCACCCGGGGACAAAGGAAACCGGGGACACCGAGGUUUUAAAGGAGAGAAAGGGGAGCCGGGGUUACCAGGCCUGGACGGACUGGAUGCCCCAUGCCCAUUGGGUGAAGACGGCCUACCAGUCCAGGGCUGCUGGAACAAGUGAUGCCUCUAACCUUGGACUGGCCUGUGUGUGUGUUUGUACAUAGAAUAUUUAUUUUUAUACAGUUUUCACUUUUUGAAAAUGCCAGAAAUAUGAUGCAUCUUACAGAUUAUUAAAAAGAAAAAAGAAAAAUACCUGCAUAUUUUGUACAGAAAAUGUUUGUUUACAGGAUGUUUUGUAUAAGUCUGUGUCUCUAAUACACUUUUUGUUUACGAGUAUGGUUGUAAUGUUUGCAUGACAUUUGUGCACACUUAUUAAUUAUUGAAGCUUAAUAAAUCAUUAAGAUUUCAGUGCCAAA
This is a messenger RNA of Galeopterus variegatus (Sunda flying lemur), 709 nucleotides long. RefSeq names its product collagen alpha-1(XIII) chain-like. NCBI's taxonomy places the organism in Eukaryota, Metazoa, Chordata, Mammalia, Dermoptera, Cynocephalidae. The transcript has 9 exons. The annotation marks the transcript as partial. The record is from RefSeq and is a predicted model, not a curated record.